This is a messenger RNA of Durusdinium trenchii, 719 nucleotides long. Lineage: Eukaryota; Dinophyceae; Suessiales; Symbiodiniaceae. The record is from the annotation of a GenBank genome assembly.
GUUGUUCGGACGUGAUCGUGCCACCGUUGCAAGUGAUGUUUGUGAAGGGUUGGUCAAGAUCUGUUGCUGCGCUGACAGUGAUGGUUUGCUCAUGGAAGUGCGAGAAGUUCCACAAGGUGCAAGAUCCCUACGCGCAGGAGUGGAACAACACGCAAGGUGUGAUGGCAGCCAUGCAAGUAGGUCGGUUGGAAGCCUCCGCUGCAUUGAACUUGCUUCAGAACAUCCCAGAGGAGAUUGUGGAGCGACUGACAACUAUGGUAAAGUCCUUCACGAUGAUCAAGUUUAUCAAUCACGACUGUUUGGCGCAUGGAUGGUUUAACAGGGACGAGCAGCUUGCCAAUUCCUCACAAGCGGCGUGGCAUGAUAUCUUGGUGAACUCCACCGAUUCGCUCACGCUUUUGUGCGAGCGGUUGUCUGCAGACUUUCUCUCUAUCAACCAAAAGCUUCGCAAACCCUGGUCAAGUGCCACGGUGGAACCGUUGAGCAGGGUUUGCGCGCUCUUUGCAGCGAGCCGUCGGUUGUUUGUGGCCAAGUUCCCGAGUGACUUUGUUUCGGCGGAGAUAGGGAAGAUAGACAAAGCGUUUCAGUUGAAGCAUGCAGACUGUGAUCUCAUGGCAAUGAUGAGCGACUCUGUCCCCCCAAUCGACCUGGAGAGAGUGGGUGUGUUUCGCAGCGCGGUGAAGAAAUUCGAGCGCAAGGCCUUCCCUUGGCCGCUGUAG